This is a messenger RNA of Dicrocoelium dendriticum, 1187 nucleotides long. NCBI's taxonomy places the organism in Eukaryota, Metazoa, Platyhelminthes, Trematoda, Plagiorchiida, Dicrocoeliidae. The record is from the annotation of a GenBank genome assembly.
AGGCUGCUUCGCCGGAUGAAAAAGCCCUUGUGGAAGGCGCAGCCAGGCUGGGUGUCGUUUACGCUGGAUGUCAACCUGUAGAUGCGCAGCCGUCCACGCUACUCUACACAGUUGAACACUGGAUGACUGACCCUGAUUCAAACCCAAUCGAUCUAAUGGAAGUGCGGCACUAUUUUGUGGAUGCCAUUCUGGAGUUCACAUCUACGCGGAAACGAAUGUCUGUGAUGGUGCGUCAUCCGGAUGGGACAUGUCACGUGCACAGUAAGGGCGCGGAGGUUAGCAUGCUAUCUGCGGAGGUCUGUACAAAAUGUCAUAAUGGUUUGUACAAUUUGGUGAUGCAGCGCGCAAACGAAAUCGCUCGGGAGGGUUAUCGUACUCUAGUCUUUUCUAGCCGUCAACUCUCAAAAGUUGAGUACCAAAAGUUGCUGAGAGAAUUUCGUGCAACAAGUGGAAUGCUUGGCGUGAACCGGCAGAAAGCCUUGAAUGAUGUGUACGCGAAAAUAGAGACAGAAUUACAGCCGAUGUAUGUAGCUGGAAUUGAAGAUGUCUUGUACCCCGGGGUAAAGAAAUGUCUCAAUGGACUACGGGAGGCUGGAAUUCAGGUUUGGAUACUCACCGGGGAUAAAGAGGAGACUGCGGUCACUGUGAGUCAAUCAGCUGGUCAUUUCACUCCACAAAUGGGUCUUAUUCGCAUGACGCAUUGCCCAGACUAUGCAACCGCAGCAUGCUGGGUCUUUGAACAGUUGGAAGGUAUUCAGGCACGACUAGAUCUACGCACGCGAGGGCCGCACGGAAUGGAGAAACGAACCAGUCUGUUGGCCAGUCACGAAGAGCUGACUGAAGCAUAUCUAACAGCCGCGGAGAGCGAACUGUCCACCAAACGUGACGAAAUUCUCCUCAGAGAUCGCCUGAAGCGCCUGCGUUCCCGGCUGCAGACCUUCAUAAGCUGGGAGUCAAGGAAAACCAGAGGCCGUGUUUUUAGAAGUAAAGGUCGCCGGAGGGCGGGUGGGGGAGGAGAACCAAUCGGCCUAGUGGUAGACGGCAAGACAUUGGGCCUUGUUUUAGAUGUACGUCUUGAAGUAGCUGAAUUUGAAUUCAGACAACGGUUUGAAAUAGCACUUGCAAAAUUUGUUUGUUCUUUCAGACCCCAAUUAGCUCUAGCCAAAAGAGCGUUCUUCAAUCCAUAA